GUUCCCUUUCCAGUAUCCGUCGCCCAUUAUCAAUUAAUUAAUUGAGCUUGCACGCUUCCCUCCCUCCCUCCAGACAAAAGGUUACCCUUCAAUUCAUCAAGAAACUUUUUAUUAUUUUUCUUUUUUUUUUAUGGGUUGGUGUUGUUCAUUUUCAACUAUAUAAGCAGGCCAUCGGAGCACCGAGAAUAACAGGUUCAUUCAGAGUGAAGAGAGAUACAUCCUUUUUAACAAAGGGAAGACAAAAGCUAGUUAGCUAGCUUCAAAACCCUCUCUCUUUCUCUCUGUCUCUCUGAUCCAACAGAACUGAGCUGUUAUUGCUGCAAAGAGCUGGCUACAGAAGAAAUUAAGUAGAACCAAAGGAGAGAGAUUUGAUUAGUAAAUGGUAAACAUGGCUGCAACCUUGUCUUCUUGGCCCUGGGAAAACCUGGGGAUCUUCAAGUAUCUGUUAUUUGGACCUUUUGUUGCACAAGUAUUGUACUCAGGAAUCCAAGAGGGUAUGAUCACGAAGGACAGUGGCUGCCUUCACAUUCUAAUUAUAUGUGCUCUUAGAGCUGUUAUGUAUCAGCAAUGGACUUCUUGGAGCAACAUGCUUUUCAUCACCCGCUGUCGCCGGAUCUUAAACCAAGGUGUCGACUUCAAGCAGAUCGACAAAGAGUGGGAGUGGGACAAUUUCAUUAUUCUUCAAGCCCUAGUGGCUGCCAUGGCUAGCUACAUCUUCCCAGGUCUUUCCAAUCUUCCCUUGUGGGACACAAGAGGCUUUCUUGCAGCCAUUCUUCUCCACAUUGGGCUCUCAGAGCCCUUAUACUAUUGGGUUCACAAGCUCUUCCAUGGAGAAUUUCUCUUCACCCAUUACCAUUCUCUCCACCACUCAUCACCUGUUCCUCAGCCCUUAACUGCUGGAAAUGCCACUUUUUUGGAGCAUCUUGUGCUAACAGCUGUGAUUGGGAUACCAGUGAUCGGGACAUGUGUGAUGGGGUUUGGAUCAAUGAGCAUGAUCUAUGGCUAUGUCUUGAUCUUCGAUUUUCUCAGAUGUUUGGGGCAUUGCAACGUUGAGAUUGUUCCCCAUCAGUUGUUUGAGCUCUUCCCCUUCCUCAGAUAUCUUCUCUAUACUCCAACAUACCACAGCCUUCACCACACAGAGAAGGGCUCCAACUUCUGCCUUUUCAUGCCUCUUUAUGAUGCAGUGGGAAACACCCUCAACAGCAAAUCAUGGGAGUUGCAAAAGAAGAUAAGCUUAGAUUCAGCAAAAAAGAAGUGGAGGGUGCCAGAUUUUGUGUUCUUGGCGCAUGUGGUGGAUAUAUCGCAUUCAUUGCACAGUCCCUUCGUGUUGAGAUCAGUGUCAUCGACGCCGUUCACAACGAGGAUCCUCUUUCUCCCAAUGUGGCCCUUUGCUUUUGUGGUGAUGCUGGUGAUGUGGGCUAAGUCGAAGACCUUCCUCUUCUCCUUCUACAAUCUCAGAGGCCGCCUCCACCAGACCUGGGCUGUUCCUCGCUAUGGUUUUCAGUAUUUCUUGCCAUUUGCUAGGAAGGGGAUCAACAACCAGAUUGAGGAAGCUAUUCUAAGGGCAGACAGAUUGGGAGUUAAAGUCCUUAGCCUUGCUGCACUGAAUAAGAAUGAAGCUCUUAAUGGUGGUGGAAUGCUGUUUGUGAACAAGCAUCCAAACCUUAAGGUUCGAGUCGUCCAUGGGAACACCUUAACGGCUGCUGUGAUCCUCAACGAAAUCCCCGACGAUGCCAAGGAGGUGUUCUUGACCGGAGCAACCUCGAAGCUUGGCCGAGCCAUCGCUCUAUACCUUUGCCGGAAGAGAGUUCGAGUCCUUAUGUUGACUCCGUCAAGCGAGAGAUAUCAGAAAAUACAGAAGGAAGCCCCAGCCGAGUUUCAGAAGUAUCUGGUCCAAGUGACCAAGUACCAAGCAGCCCAAAACUGUAAGACUUGGAUCGUGGGCAAGUGGAUAACACCAAGAGAGCAAAGCUGGGCGCCGGCCGGAACACACUUCCAUCAAUUUGUGGUGCCCCCAAUUCUAUCCUUCAGAAGAAACUGCACUUACGGUGAUCUUGCGGCCAUGAGGUUGCCUGAUGAUGUCGAAGGACUUGGCUCUUGUGAGUACACAAUGGAGCGAGGGGUGGUGCAUGCUUGCCAUGCCGGCGGCGUGGUUCAUCUUCUUGAGGGCUGGACGCACCACGAAGUUGGCGCCAUCGACGUGGACAGGAUCGACUUGGUGUGGGGAGCUGCCCUGAAACAUGGCUUGAAGCCAGUCUCAAGCUUCACAAAACACAAACAAAUAUAGAAUCUUUCACCCCACCAGUACUGACAAAAAAAGAACAAUCGACUCCCUCUUCUCAUUUUUUUUAGCUAAUUUGCUCCGCUUCUUAACGCACGGAGUUCUUGCAGGGCUUACUUGAAUAAGUAGUGCAUGUAAGACCCAUCGUUUGUGUUUAAGAGGGAGAGAUACGGUUAGAAAUGGGAUUAAAUUUUAGUUUCUUUCUUUUUAGAAUAUAUAACAUUCUUGGGUUUUCUUUAUAUAGUCAACUCAACUGUAUGGAAAUUAUUACUCACUUAUCAUGCUCUAUGUAAUAUAUAAAUAUACAAUAUCUCAUUGAUUUAUACAUCCAUUGACGGACGCACCCAUAGAAUAAAACAAAAUUUCUAUUAAA
Molecule: messenger RNA, 2654 nt
Organism: Diospyros lotus (date-plum)
Lineage: Eukaryota; Viridiplantae; Streptophyta; Magnoliopsida; Ericales; Ebenaceae
Product: very-long-chain aldehyde decarbonylase CER3-like
Exons: 11
Coding region: 380-2287 (635 amino acids)
Biological process (GO): lipid biosynthetic process
Molecular function (GO): iron ion binding; oxidoreductase activity
Source: RefSeq, a predicted model, not a curated record